UUAUUAUUAAUUAUAACAAAUAAUAAUCGUUAUAAAAUCAAUAGGAUAAUGAUUAAUUUACCUAACACUCGUGCAUUUCCGUCAGUAACUAUUAAUCGUGAAAUUAUUAAUGUAGGUACAUUAUAAUAUGACUCAUCGAUACGUUAAUUAACCUACUAAGGUAAAUAGUAAAUACUAUAUGGGUAAGUAAUAGCAACUAGCAAGUAUAAAUGUAUAAUGAUAUGUAUUUAUAUGUCAAUGAAUGGCUCAAAACUAAGACUACGAUCAACACGUUUCACCUCAAUGGUUUAGAGGUUAAAACAAUGUUCAAUGAAAAUGAAUUGUUCGGCAUGGGAAGAAGCGUCAACACGCGUACAUCGACAUUUAUUAUUUAUUUGAAAAAUGUUUGAUCAACAAUAUAAUAUUACUAAUAAUCAUCAUAAGCAUUACGCAUAAAAUACGAUAUUAAUAAACGGGUAAUUAUAUAAUUACUAUCGCGUCCGGUGCUCGGUUUCGACGCCGUUUUAAGGACCAUUUUAAUAGUGGCCGACGAGCAACGCGCUAGCCGUUCACUGCUCAGGUGUUGGGACUGCUGGCCGUUGGGUUGUAGACUAGUCGUCACUCGUGACUCGACACAGUCGACACCGAUCACCGUCGAGACAUCGACAUUACGUGCCCACGUCGGAUGUACAUCAUGUCUGGAGCUGCAGUGACCGAGCGUCAGCGCCCCAAGGCCGUGUACGUGUUCAGCGGAAAGCGGAAAUGCGGAAAGGAUUACAUCACGGACGCGAUCUACAAAAGAAUUGGAUCAGAAAAAUGUGUAAUAAUUCGUCUUUCGGGCCCCAUAAAAAAGCACUGGGCCCAAACUAAAUCACUUCAAUUGGAUGAACUUCUCAGUGAURGUGAGAUGAAGGAACAACACAGAAAGUCAAUGAUUGAAUGGAGUGAAAAUGUACGCUCACAUGAUAGUGGUUAUUUUUGUCGUAUGGCAAUAGAUAUGUAUGAUCAAAACCAUUCAAAAGAUAUAUGGAUUGUGAGUGAUGCUAGAAGAAAAACUGAUAUUGCAUGGUUCAAAUCAAAUUAUAAUAAUUUAAAACUGAUUAGAAUCACUGCAGAUGAAUGCAUUAGAAAAGAAAGAGGAUGGAACUUUAUACAGGGAGUGGACAAUGCAACAUCAGAAUGUGAUUUGGAUGACCAUUUAGAAUGGGAUUGGGUUGUUGAAAACAACAAAUUUAAUGAUUGCAAUGAUUUUAUAAAUGCAAUUGUGAACCAUGUACAAACAGUUUUAUGA
This is a messenger RNA of Diuraphis noxia (Russian wheat aphid), 1270 nucleotides long. It is a transcript of the gene Ppcdc, whose product is annotated as phosphopantothenoylcysteine decarboxylase. Lineage: Eukaryota; Metazoa; Arthropoda; Insecta; Hemiptera; Aphididae. Gene Ontology annotation, biological process: coenzyme A biosynthetic process. Gene Ontology annotation, molecular function: phosphopantothenoylcysteine decarboxylase activity; FMN binding. Gene Ontology annotation, cellular component: phosphopantothenoylcysteine decarboxylase complex. The record is from RefSeq and is a predicted model, not a curated record.